AUCUAAAGUUCCGGUAUAUGACGCACCCUCGCGGACAGGAACAAUAACUCUAAUUUUAGUGACUGAAUUUCCGAAGUAAUCAAGAUGAGAAUGAGAUUGAGAGGGGUAGGAAGAAAACGAAGUUUUGAUAGAACUGUGGUCAAGAAAUGUCCAAAAUGUGAACAACAGAUUCCAGUUGCAUGUAAAUUUUGUUCCUGUGGACACCAGUUCUGGUCAAAAAAGUUUCCAUCACUGAUAUCCGGAUCCCAUGACAACGAUUCAUCAACAGGUAGAGUUAGGAGAACAGAGAGAACAAGGAGAGACAGUCAGAGGCCAGAUUACUUCAAUUCAGUGGUCAUCGACACACAGUCAAAAAGAGGCAGACGAAAAUCCCAGUCAUUACCAGCACAUCAUGGACAGGGGGAUACCACUUCUUCCCCAGCAUCAAUAGAGGGCAGUCCAGUGAAGCGACGAAGAGGGAGACCUAGAGGAACAUCUAAUAAACCCCUCUUACCAGAUAGGAGCAUCUCUAAAAGCAGUACACCCCCACCCCCUCCCUCUCCUCCUGUGGAGGUGGACAUGCAUGCAGACUUAGCACCAGAGAGAUUAAAACAGUUCCAGUACAUUCUCAUGGACCUCAAUGCAAAGUAUUGUACACAGAACUUCAAACCAAGCUGACAUACUUAUAUGAAGCAAACUACGGUGUAGAGUCUUCAUUUUGGAAUUAAACCUGAGAAGCUGAGUGUUUGAAGACACAAGUUUUAAAAGCUUGAGCAGAGGGUUUUAAGAGACGAGUUUUAGAAGAAACCUGUGCAAUGUUUGAAGGGACAAGUUUAAGAAGGUUGAGCAAUAUUUGAAAGAGACAAUUUUAGAAGCUUGUGCAGUGUUUGUAGAAGCUUGCUGAAUUGUGGUUUUUAGGUAUAAUACAUAGUAUGUGUUCAUCUCUGUAAAACAUCAGAAUCUAACAGCAGGUGAAAUGUUCCCUAGCUGCAUGUAAGACUUUGCAUCUGUGACAUUCAUUUCAGCACAGAUUAAAUAAUGGGGCAUGUAUUUAUAAAAACAUUUGUUUAGUAAGAUAACACUACAUUAUAACAUAUAGACUCGCAUUGAGUUAUCAACUGAAGAAAUAUUCAUCGUUAGUAAUACAUGUAUCAAAAAAUCAUUUUAUAUUAGAGUGUUACAAUGUACGAAAAGCUGCAUCUUGAUAUUUUGUCGCCGUUUUUGGUUUUUUUUUUAUUCUUGAAUAGGUAUUAAACGGAACAAACUUAAAUACAUGUACAUAAGUGUAUUAUUUUGCUAAAGUGUAUUCUGGUCCUAUAAUUGUGUUGGAUCUAUAAACCUUUUUCCACAUUUUUCAGAAAUCUUUUGAAUGAGAAUUAAAUAGUAUCAUUUUUUUUUAAUUUCUUGUCAAAACAGAUCUGCUCUAUAGACCUGAUAUAAACAUCACCUUCUAAACAAUUUUAAAAUUGUUUGGUAAAGUGCAUUAUAUUAUUGGCAGCAUGUGCAGUCAUAUUUAGACUGACUUUGUCAAUAAAUACUGUACAAUU
Molecule: messenger RNA, 1526 nt
Organism: Ostrea edulis (European flat oyster)
Lineage: Eukaryota; Metazoa; Mollusca; Bivalvia; Ostreida; Ostreidae
Product: UPF0547 protein C16orf87 homolog
Exons: 5
Coding region: 85-657 (190 amino acids)
Source: RefSeq, a predicted model, not a curated record